This is a messenger RNA of Meloidogyne enterolobii, 649 nucleotides long. The record is from the annotation of a GenBank genome assembly. Lineage: Eukaryota; Metazoa; Nematoda; Chromadorea; Rhabditida; Meloidogynidae.
UUACCUAUUCCCUCACCUAAUAAAAAAUCGGAAAAGUUUUGUAAUUUUGGUUAAGUGGAUAAUAUUUGUGUUUUCCUCAUUUAAGGGAUGGAGGUUCGAGUCCGUUCACUUCCCAAUCGUCUAAAAUUUAUAGAAAUUUUUUCAAAAAAUUUUUUCAGCCUAAAAAUAAAUUUAAAAAUUAUUUCCCCCAAAAAUGAUGUUUAUUAAUCCACGUCAUGUUGACGUUGAUUGUUAUGACGAUGAAGAGGAUACCGAAAAAGGAAAACAACGAGGACGACAGAGAAGUUCGAGGGAAAGGGAUGGAUUUGAAAAUGGAUAUUUACAACGUAUAACCUUAAUUCUUGUAUGUAUUUACUUGUUUAUUUCAAUAUGUUUGGCUCUCUUUUAUUAUCCAUUGUCAAUUCUAAGUGUCGUUCCUUUCCCACUAAUUGUUGUUACAGUAACUAUAUUUGCUGCUAUGAAUAGAAAAGGGGAUGAAAUUACUACUUUGUGGUUUUGUGCUAUUGCCUCGGGGUUCGGAGCAUUUGGAAAAUUAGUUGCAAUAAUAGUCUUUUCAAGUAUUUUUGGAUUUACAAAGGGAGUAGAGGUGGAAAAUAGGAGACGUGGAGGGAUGCAGUCUGUGCCCCACACACAGGAAGGUAAAAAUUGA